This is a messenger RNA of Hypoxylon fragiforme, 717 nucleotides long. RefSeq lists its product as uncharacterized. The record is from RefSeq and is a predicted model, not a curated record. Lineage: Eukaryota; Fungi; Ascomycota; Sordariomycetes; Xylariales; Hypoxylaceae. Bases 1 to 717 code for a protein of 238 amino acids. The transcript has a single exon.
AUGUCGAGUUUACCCGCCCCUGAGAAUGCCGUGGAGAAGUUGUUCAAAGAAUUUAUUUCCCUGGGCAACAAUAUCACCACAAACAAGGAACGCGAGGAAAAAUACCAAAGCGACCUCAAAGCCUUCUUAGAAUCCGUUGGUUCAUCCGAGCAGACCCACCCCGAUGAGCCUUGGCUCAAAGAAGUCGUCACCAGAGUACUCGCUCAACAAAACCGCCUUGGGAGCGGGCUUGUUUUUGCGGAGGAAAUGAGCCCCUAUGUUGUCAAGCCGACUGAACAACAUUGGGGAAUAUACCAGAAGUUGUACGCCGUAUGUCUUCGCUGGGCAAUGUGGGGGAGAUAUCGACCGAGCGGACUUCCCGACGUAUAUGCCUGUAUUCAGCGGGACGCUCGCACCCUGGCACUUGUUAACCCCGGCGCGAGAAAUCUCCCUGAAAUUCCCGAUUUCGACCUCCUUCCCCGCAUAUUUGCUAUAUCGCCAACAUGUGUCCGCUGUGGGAAAUUCCCCAUGAUGUUCUGUGACCUGUGCAUGCACAAGACCAGAGGCCGCUUCACCAUCGUCGAUGUCUACUGCAGCAGGGCUUGUCAGGUGCGUCACUGGGCCGAACACGAGCCGAUCUGCACCCGACGCAGGAAGUUCAUUCGGUCGGUGAUACUCAUGAAGAGCUUCUUCGAUUCAAUCGUGACAAAUAUCAAGUCCGCCAAGGUCGGAAAAUAG